AUGAAAAUUAUUUAUAAAUUUACUCAACAAGUUCUUUAUCAGAAUAAGCAAUAUUCAAUUCUUAAACCAUCAUAAUUAUCUAUACCAAAAGAAGCAUUCAUUGCUAAAAUAACUAAUAAAGAUGGUACUACAUCUUUACAUGAUCUCAAUAGAGAAUUAAAAUAAGAUUGCACUAUUGAAUUUUUAGAUUUCACUAAUUAAGAUGCUAGAAGAGUCUUUUGGCAUUCAAGUGCUCAUGUUUUAGGAGCUAUUUUAAGUAAAUUUGGAGCUGAAUUAGAAUUUGGACCAUCAACUGAAAAUGGGUAAAAUUAUUAUAUAUAUCAUACCUAUUAGAUUUUACUAUCAAUGUAAAAUGGAUAAGGAAAUUGAAUUAGAUUAAUUAAAUUAAGAAAUUGAAUAAUAUUUGAAAUAGAAAAAGCAUCUUUUUGAAAUUCAUAAUAUAUCAUAUGAUGAAGCAUUAUAAUUAUUCAACAAAAAUUCAUAUAAAUUAAGUAAGAUUAAAUAGACAGCAUUAUAAAAUUAUUAGAUUUAUAAAUUAGAUGAUUUUAUAGAUUUAUGUAAAGGUCCUCAUAUUGAUCAUACAAAUCGUAUUUAUAAAUUAAUAAUUAAUCAUUCAUAACCUUACUAAAAUAGUUAUAGAUAUUAAGGUAUUGCAUUUCCAAAUUCCAAAUUAUAUUAAGAAUAUCAAAAUUAGUAAGAAUGUGAUCAUAGACAUAUUGGAAAACAUCAACAUUUAUUUGUAUUUAAUAAAUUAGCUCCUGGAAGUGCAUUCUUUUUACCUCAUGGAACAAAGAUUUAUAAUAAGUUAAUAGAUAUGAUUCGUAAAGAAUAUAGAGAAAGAGGAUAUUAAGAGGUCAUUACACCAUAAUUAUUUCAUAAAGAUUUAUGGAAAUAAUCUGGUCAUUUAGAUAAAUAUGCAGAUAAUAUUUAUAUGACUCAUGAUAAUUAAAUGGGAUUGAAACCUAUGAAUUGUCCUGGUCAUUGUUUAUUAUAUAAAACAUUAUAACAUAGUUAUAAAGAAUUACCAAUUAGAUUUGCUGAUUUUGGUAUAUUACAUAGAAAUGAAGUACACGGUACAUUAACUGGAUUAACAAGAGUACGUAAAUUUACAUAAGAUGAUGCUCAUAUAUUUUGUACAAUUGAACAAAUACAAUAAGAAAUUAAAAAUACAUUAGACUUUUUGAGUAAAGUAUAUGGUCGUUUUGGAUUUACUUGGGAAUUAACUUUAUCAACUAGACCAGAUAAAUUUAUAGGUGAUUUACAAAUAUGGGAUGAAGCUGAAAAAUAAUUAAGAAUUGCAUUAUCUGAUACACCAUAUACAGAAAAUCCUGGAGAUGGUGCAUUUUAUGGUCCAAAGAUAGAUGUUUUAAUAAGAGAUCAUAAUAAAAAAUAACAUUAAUGUGGUACAAUUCAAUUAGAUUUCAAUUUACCAGAAAGAUUUGAUCUUACAUAUCAUCAUGAAAAUGAUAAAUUUUCAAGACCAGUAAUGAUUCAUAGGGCUAUUCUGGGUUCUAUAGAAAGAAUGAUGGCUAUAUUAACUGAGUAAUAUAAUGGGAAAUGGCCAUUUUGGUUAUCUCCAAGAUAAGUAUUGAUAAUUCCUGUAAGUGAAAUUUCAAAAUCUUAUGCAAAAGAAAUUUAUGAUUAAUUAUAUAAAUUAGAAUUUGAAGUGGAAUUGGAGGAUACUGAAUAGACUUUGAGUAAGAGAAUAAGAAAGGGAGAGAUGUUACAUUUCAAUUAUAUUUUAACUGUUGGAGCUAAAGAACAAGAAUCUAAGACUGUGGAUGUUAGGGAGAGAGGAGAUAAUCAUAAACAUUAAUCAAUGAAAUUAGAUGAGUUUAUAACAAAAAUUAUUUAAUUAUGAU
Messenger RNA from Paramecium primaurelia, 1862 nucleotides. The record is from the annotation of a GenBank genome assembly. Lineage: Eukaryota; Ciliophora; Oligohymenophorea; Peniculida; Parameciidae.